GGGACUUUAUUUACCUCCUCACAGCCGUGUGACCAGCUUUAUAUUCACGAAAGUCAGAGAAGUUUCUUCACCUCUGUUACAUCUCACACAGGAGACAUGAAACACAGCCACUGCGUCCCAGCUUUUGUCAGCAAACUUUGGACACUUGUAGAGGCUCCGUCAACGAACGACCUCAUCUGCUGGAGCCAAGAUGGCUGCAGUUUUCUUGUCCAGGAUGAGCAGCGGUUCAGCAAGGAAGUCCUGCCUCUUUACUUUAAACAUAGCAACAUGACCAGCUUUGUGCGCCAGCUCAACAUGUAUGGUUUCCACAAAGUGGUACAUAUGGACGCUGGCUUGCCUAAAGCUGACAGCCAGGUUAAUUGUGUCGAGUUUCAGCACGAGAACUUCCAGAGAGCGCAACCUCAUCUGUUGGGCCUUAUCCGCAGGAAGGUUUCAGUUAGCCGUGGAGUUGAAGAGGGAGGGCAGGUGUCUCAGGGACUCAUUCAGGUUAGUCAUGUCAGAGGCUGGCAAGACUCCUCAGACCUCAAACUCAUGGCUUUGUGCAGGGAUAAUGAGAGCUUGUGGCGAGAACUGGACUCAUUAAGACAGAACUAUCAGCAGCAGCAUAAAAUCAUACGCAAGAUGAUAAAGUUCAUCAUCAACAUCGUUCAGUCAAAUGGGAUAAAAGGUUGCAAAAGAAGACUCCCCAUGAUCAACCAUUCUGGGGAGUUUCAGUCUGCGCCGAAAUAUGCUCGUUCCUUCGGCGUGAAUCCCACCCUUACCACUUCCCCCCACCAAGAGAUCCCUUCGAUGCAAGAGCUGGAUGUGUCACCGGCUGAUGUGUACUCAAAUGGCAUGAUCAUCUCUGACAUCACCCACCUGCUGGAUCCCACACCUGAGCCUAGCAGAGAGCCAGUGACAGACAGCUUUCCCGCAACUCAAACCACAUUUUUAUCUCCCGCCUCCCCUACUCUGCCCUCCAUGGAGCUGGCACUGAAUUUGCUAGAUGACCCAGCUGCCCAGGAGUCUGAGGAAAUACCCUCUGAAAGUAAUGAUGUGUCGGAUCCACUGGCACUAAUUGAAUCCAGUUUAGCAGUGAUCCGCUCAUACGUUCCACCCUCACCAGACCUGGACAAUUUCAGCAAGAUCCUUAGUCCUGGCUGCCACAUCUCUGCUGUUAAAGACUCUGACACGAAAACCAAGAGCAAACAGAGAAGCCAGAAUGAAGCCGAUGCGCUACCUCACGCCGACACAGUUACACAGCAGCAGAGCCUGCAACAAAAUGCAGACCCGGAGCAGGAGCGCUACGAUAGUGGGGAGUAUUCAGAUAUCUUACCAUCCCUUCUGCAGCUGGUGCAGGAAGCAUCCAGCCUCUCCUUCAGUGAAACUACACUGCCUUUAGAGCUCUCUUUUAUCAUUUAAAACUCUAAUGCAUUUGAUAUUGUGCUGUGGUGGUUGAUAGUAAAAAGUGGUAUCUGAAACAGCCAAUAGUUGAUAGCUCUGCUGUUUAAUGGAAGGCUCAGUAUCAUUAUGCGGCAAUUGGAUAUAUGUAAAUUGUAAAUUAUGUAAAUUUUCCAUUGUGAUUUUUUUAUCCAUCAAUGAACUCUAACCUCUCUUGUUGACUCAAGAGUGAUUUCACAACAAACUUUUAGUCUAUUAGCACAAUUUACCAUGUGGGGUAAAGCAAUAGACCAAAAUGACAGAAAGCACUUUGAAUCAUCUGUGUUUUUUAAAAUUCAGUACAUGAUGGAAAAUUUUCCGUUAAUGCAACCUCUGCAGUGGGUGCUGUUUUAAAGGCAGCAUUUUUGUGUGGAAGGCUUGCCAUGAUGGUUUUAUUUUGCAGAAAAUCUGCUGCAUACACCCACCAAAUGUCUAAAUGUGUAACAACUAAUAUGCUAAUAAUAGAACUAAUGUGGCAAUUAAAGUUACUUAAGAGCAUGAUAUGCUAUUGAUACACAAUAUUUAUAUUUAUAUAUAUAUAUAUA
Messenger RNA from Sinocyclocheilus grahami, 1964 nucleotides. RefSeq names its product heat shock factor protein 1. Lineage: Eukaryota; Metazoa; Chordata; Actinopteri; Cypriniformes; Cyprinidae. The transcript has 12 exons. Gene Ontology annotation, molecular function: sequence-specific DNA binding; DNA-binding transcription factor activity. The record is from RefSeq and is a predicted model, not a curated record. Gene Ontology annotation, biological process: regulation of DNA-templated transcription. The coding region runs from base 97 to 1401 and encodes 434 amino acids.